AUGCUCUACGAGGACGUUGCAAGACGAAGCGGAAGUCUGGGGCUAAUAGAAGGCUGGACUGGGCGAGAACAAGCAGUGGGGCAACAAAGACUUUGCGCUAGUGUGGCCCGUCGGCAAGGCGGAGCUAAGUUGGCUCAUUCCAUGAGCUCAAAACUCAGCGGCCCAGUCGUUAGCAGUCGUUGGGAAGAAAACUUUCCAGAGGAACUUUCUUCCAUGGUGUUAACCAAAAUGAAGGAAACGGCGGAGCAAUACCUGAAGCAGAAAGUCGACCACGCUGUCAUCACAGUCCCAACCUAUUUCAACGACGCUCAACGGCAAGCUACUAAGGAUGCUGGGCAAAUUGCUGGACUGAAUGUCCUUCGUGUCAUUAACGAACUCACGGCGGCUGCUCUCGCCUACGGACUGGACAAAGGCAGCAAAGCUAGAAUCGUCGCUGUCUACGAUCUUGGUGGUGGAACUUUCGAUAUAUCCAAUCUCGAAAUGCGCGACGGCGUCUACGAAGUCGAGUCCGCCAACCAUGACAACUUGGAAUUUAAAUCCAAGCACGGUAUUGAUCUCAAUGGCCAUCCAAAUACUGCUUCAAAUCUUUUGCGCGCCGUCCAGCACGUUUCCCUGUUCAUCUCCACCAAGGACAACACUUCCGGGCCUCGCAUUGCGUGGAUCACAAUAUGUUCUAAACUAAAGGAGUCCAUAACGGCUGCUCGCACUUUCAAUUCCCAAGCUCUUAGUCUGCUGCUAUCUCAGCUACCAGCACUCCCAAUGUGGCGAGCAGCGGGCUUCCCUGCUCACCUCCACGAAGUCGGGGUUGUGUUGCUGCCCAAUCCGGUCAUCGUGGACGCCGACGAGCCCAGUGACUGGUUUAUGGCAGAUUAUGCAGUGGAUCGACGACAUCUGAGUUCGCAUACUUGGACUGUCCCCUCAGACUUUCCUCGUUGA
This is a messenger RNA of Mycena indigotica, 936 nucleotides long. RefSeq names its product putative SSC1-mitochondrial HSP70 member. The transcript has 8 exons. The coding region runs from base 1 to 936 and encodes 311 amino acids. Gene Ontology annotation, biological process: protein refolding; cellular response to unfolded protein. Gene Ontology annotation, molecular function: heat shock protein binding; ATP hydrolysis activity; ATP-dependent protein folding chaperone. The record is from RefSeq and is a predicted model, not a curated record. Gene Ontology annotation, cellular component: cytoplasm. Lineage: Eukaryota; Fungi; Basidiomycota; Agaricomycetes; Agaricales; Mycenaceae.